Molecule: messenger RNA, 2319 nt
Organism: Ictidomys tridecemlineatus (thirteen-lined ground squirrel)
Lineage: Eukaryota; Metazoa; Chordata; Mammalia; Rodentia; Sciuridae
Source: RefSeq, a predicted model, not a curated record
AUGGCAUUGCAGAAUGGUGUUCCUGAAGAAGUGAAGUCUGUACGGUCUGACAGGAAAGGCUUUUUGGUGGUGGACUUAGCUGCCAUCGCAGCGUCGCCCCCAGGCCUCCAGGCUGCAUGCACUUGGCUGCCACUGCAGAAGUCUUGCAGCGGCUCUGAACGGAACCAGCUAGUCCGAGAUGGCACCCAGGGCCGUGGUGGCCUCCUCCUGCCACCACUUAGGAAGACAAGCAGCAGCCUCUGCCCUCCACUUGGACACAGAACGUUUUUUUCCUGUUUGCAGUCCGCCUCCCGCCGAGUGGGCCUCUCCUGUGCCAACUGCCAGACCACGACCACCACGUUGUGGCGCCGCAAUGCUGAGGGUGAGCCCGUGUGCAACGCCUGUGGUCUCUACAUGAAGCUCCACGGGGUCCCCAGGCCUCUCGCGAUGCGGAAAGAGGGGAUUCAAACCAGAAAACGGAAGCCCAAGAACCUGAAUAAAUCCAAGACGGCAGCAGGUCCUUCCGGCAGUGAGAGCCUUCCUCCCACCAGCAGUGCCUCCAGCAGCUCCAGCAGCACCACCACCACCAACAGCGAGGAGAUGCGCCCCAUCAAGACAGAGCCCGGCUUGUCAUCUCACUAUGGGCACAGCAGCUCCAUGUCCCAGACCUUCUCCGUCAGUGCUGUGUCUGGCCACGGGCCCUCCAUCCACCCGGUCCUCUCUGCCCUGAAGCUCUCCCCACAAGGCUACGCAUCUCCUGUCAGCCAGUCACCACAGGCCAGCUCCAAGCAGGACUCUUGGAACAGUCUGGUCUUGGCUGAGAGUCACGGGGACAUAAUCACUGCCUAAUCUCUCCUCCUUCCCUCCUCAAAUUCCUGCACGGCCCUGGGACCUGGGGCCCCCUCUGCCUGGGAAGGACUCCAGAGCAACUGGGAAGAAACUUGAAGUCGACAAUUGGUUCUGAGAAGUGGGAGUUGGAUUUUCUCAGAUGCCUUUUCAAGGUGGGGUCUGGAAAGAGCCCACUCUCUGCACUCUGACACAGACUAGCCCACCCUUCACGGCAGGCACAAUAAGUCUCUUCCAUGGAGUUGGCGACUUCUUUCUCAUUCCCUGUCCCACCUGGCCCCGCCCCUGACAGAGACAAGAUGUCCCUCUCCCCUGCUUCCCAAUGCUGUGGCCCAAAGUGGUGGCUUUACCAUUGUGUUCCCAGCACUGGGGCUCUACGGGCAGCUGAUGGGGCAGGGCUCUGGGACUCCCGCUGCAGCCUGAACAGGGCAACUGCUUGAUGUGUAUUGAAUGUGACAGGCCCCUUUGGGCAGCCUCAGCCCUUGCCCAACACUCCCCUUGAGGCACUGCACAUCCCUGCAUCCCCAUGGCUGAUCUGAGUCCAGUAGCACUGGGUGCUGUGCAGAGGUGACUGAACGCAUCCCGGGAAAUGGAAGAGAGACCUGCACCCCUGCACCGCGUGGCGUCAUCAGAUAGCCGUUGGGCAGUGCUGCCGUCCCCAGUCCAUUCCCUGCUGAGGGCUCUGCUCCUUCUCUUCUCCCACCAGGGCCUGUGACAUAGAAAUCCCUUCUGCUGUCCUGAGCGAUCCAGCUCUGUCUUCAGCCCAGUCAUGCCUCUCCUUUGUCAAAACGAGAGCUCAGUAGUGUAGCCGAAGGGCAGACCUCAGCAUCCUCCGUUCACCGCAUCCACGCAGAGGGGUACUGAGAAGGGACAGAGGUCCUGCUGCUAAACUAACUGGCGAACACUCAUCCUCGAGGUCCUCCCGGGAGUGCACCUGGGGGGGGCGUCCUGCUCGGGACUCCAGCUUGCUUGCUCUCUGAGCCUGUGGACGGUGGCCUGGCCAAGUCACCAGCACCUGGACCUGCAUUCUUUCCCUGGCAGGAACCUUCUGUCUGGGAGAUGAGAAGCUAGAGAGUUUGCAAGAUCAACACAAAGCAAACAACAAAACUGGCCGAAAGAAAGACGAUGGCUAUAAGAAGACUCGGAGGGUGGGCCCUGAAGGGACAUGCAGCUCCCAGCUGUUCUGGAUUGGCCUCCUCCGGCCACGCUGGGCUCCCAAAGACUUCCUCCCUGUCCUCGUUAUCCGCAGAGCCGCCGCUGACUGUGGCCUCACUCCGUCCACCCCAGACUCCCAGCCCACCCCAGCCCUCCUGGCUGUAGCAGAGUACCUUUGAACCAAGAUUCUGUUUUAAUCAUCAUUUAACACUUUUCCUCCCUGAAGGCUGCCCCUCCAUUCCCUCCUGACCCACCAACCUGAUAACGUUGUCUUAAGGUGGAAUGGCUGUAAAAUCAGUAUUUAACUAAUAAAUUUAUCUGUGUCCCUCUUGCCCUCUC